Messenger RNA from Ambispora gerdemannii, 165 nucleotides. NCBI's taxonomy places the organism in Eukaryota, Fungi, Glomeromycota, Glomeromycetes, Archaeosporales, Ambisporaceae. The record is from the annotation of a GenBank genome assembly.
AUGGUCGCCAAGAAUAAAAUCCAUAUUCCUCAUGCUCAAAAUAUCCCUUUCUAUAUCAGAUUGGUCACUAAAAUUUCUUCAUUUGCCCUGAGAAAGAUACAUGAACAAUACUUUAAAGUCUUACAUGCGACUCCUGAUAAUCCUCUUGGAUCUUGCAAUGGUACU